Molecule: messenger RNA, 3432 nt
Organism: Ostrinia nubilalis (European corn borer)
Lineage: Eukaryota; Metazoa; Arthropoda; Insecta; Lepidoptera; Crambidae
Product: kanadaptin
Exons: 10
Coding region: 180-2144 (654 amino acids)
Molecular function (GO): protein binding; mRNA binding
Source: RefSeq, a predicted model, not a curated record
UCAGUGACAUUUGUCAAAUCAGGUGUUCACUUUUAUUUGUUUACUUCUUUGUUGUUUUCUGAAGAUUAGUACCUGAUUUAGGCCUUAUAAUUAACUUAAAAUUAUUAGUAAAAUCCUAGGUAAUAUUAGCUGCUAGUUGAUUAACUAUUCCAUGUAAAUCUAAGUAGCAUAACCUAAAAAUGGGUGACGAUACCAAAUCCGAGAGUUUACCUGAAAAAGUCGAGUUUAAGAAGCCCGUGCUCAUAGGACGCAUUGGUAAACUGCCCAAGAAAGCUAAAAAUGAAGCAGUGAAAGUUGUAGAAAGCAGAGAUUUGCCGAAAUCGAGUGAACAAAGCGGGCAUUCCGAUAGCAAGAGUGGUCAAAGUGACAACAAGAGAUCUUUACCGCCAGCGGUGUUGUUGAAAGAGCUGUCGACUCCUAUACCUUAUAAAGAACCUAAAUGGUCUGGGCUAGCUCCCGAUGGUUCCGAAUAUGCCUUGGAGGUGCUCAAAUCAGGGAUGAUUGUGGAUAAAGUGGAUCUCACAAGUAAACCAUAUUAUGUAUUUGGACGCCUAGCUAACUGUGACGUUGUUAUGGCCCACCCUACAAUAUCUAGACACCACUGCGUCUUACAAUACAAAGCGUUCGCCGAGGAAGGGGAGCAACCGUCCGGCUGGUACCUCCACGACCUGGGCAGUACCCACGGCACGUUCCUGAACAAGGAGCGCCUGAAGGCAGGCCACUAUACCAGGAUACGGGUGGGACACCAGCUCAAGUUUGGGAGCAGUACUCGGACUUAUAUUAUGAUGGGCCCAGACUUCGACAGCGAAGGGGAGUCAGAGCUAUCAGUGUCUGAAAUCAAGCAGCGCUCACUGAACAUGAAGUUGGAAAGAGACAGGAUGAUACGCGAGGACAGGGAGCAGAGGGAGAGGGACAGACUCGAAGAGGAGAGGAAGAGAGAGGAACAGGGCAUCGAUUGGGGGAUGGGUGAAGACGCGGAAGACGAACCGGACUUAACAGACAAUCCGUACGCCGUGACCUCCAACGAGGAGUUGUACCUGGAGGAUCCGAAGAAGACCCUCCGAGGGUACUUCGAGAGGGAAGGUCACGAUCUGACCUAUAACUGUGAGGAGAGAGGCAUCGGGCAGUUUAUGUGCAGGGUAGAACUCCCAAUCGACGAUGCCCGAGGCAACCCGGUCAUAGCAGAGGUAAUACACCGCGGCAAGAAGAAGGAAGCCGUCAUAGCGUGUGCUUUAGAAGCCUGCAGGAUAUUGGACAGGGCUGGUCUACUGCGGCAGUCGAAGCAUGAAUCCCGCCGCCGCAAACAGCGCGAUUGGAGCGCCGAUGACUACUAUGACUCCGAUGAAGACACCUUCUUAGACCGCACUGGCAAUGUUGAGAAGAAGCGGACGAAACGGAUGCAGAGACUCGGCGCUUUGGAGAAGGAGGAUGAUAAGCCGCUCACUUACGACGACUUGCUAAAACAAAUAACCGAAAUCGAGUCCAAGAUAUCUUUAGAAGAGAAGACGCUAGAACGCCUCCGUUCGGUCAGCAAGCCCCAACCGAAGGACGACGAAGAUGAACUGGACGCGUUCAUGAGUUCACUGAAGAGCCAAGGACAGAGCAUGGCGCAGAAGGCUGACAUAUCCAACACGAAGAUGCGAAUCCAGAAACUCAAAGCAGAGUUGACCAAAACACAGAGACUUGCUGAGCUGGCGCGACCGGCGCAUCUCCCGCCGCUUGUGAAGAAGGACGAGACCAAGAUGGCCGUCAAGAUGGCCGCCAACUCCGUUGUCUAUGGCAAGAGAAUACGUUUAAAAGAAGACGCCGAAAGAAAACCAAAAGCCAAAAAGUCUUCCAAGCAAGAAGAAGAAGAAUUCGUGGAAGAAGUUGACUCAGACGAGGAAUCCGAACAGAAACCAAACGAAAUAUCUAAAGAAGAAACAGAGAGAAUCAAAGAAGAAAAUAGAAUAGCUGAUACAAAAGAAAGUGAAGUAACGAAAAAUGAGAAGAAACAGAAAGAAAAUACAAAAGAAAGAGAUGGGACAACGAAGAAAGUGUACGGACCUAUGAGGCCGCCGGAAAAUUAUGUGAUUCCAGAGAGUUAUUUUGAUCAGGAGUCGGAUAGGGACUUGCCAGAGAUCAUGGAAGAUGAAACGGCAUAAUAUUAGGCUUUAGGUAUUAUAGGUGUACGCUUAAGUCAGUCAGUGAGGUAAGGGAGCGGCACGAGGAGUUUUCUCAUACGGGCACUUGUCAGUGGUCGUGGUUGCGCUGACAAGGUACAUGCACAAAAUAUAACAGAAGGUAAACUCCAUACUAAGCGCGCUCGAGCCACGCACACAUAGACACCGCUCACGUACGCGUUAUCAAGACUGUCUUGGACGAAUGCUUUUAAACUACCAGUUGCUUCCGGGAGGUAAGUAAGGUAUUUAUUUGUAUUUCAAUAGUUCGUUUAACGUUGACAAAUUGAAAGCCAACUCAAUUAUUAGGAAUAUCGAAUUGUUUUAAAGAGGUUUUAGGAAUUAUUGGAUAAUAGUGUCAACCACUCAACUACAUACUACUUCCUUCUCGUGUAUUUGUUUGCAAACUAUUACAAUAAUAACGUACUAAACUUAACUACAUAAUUAUACGUGGAUAUCUAUUAUUGUCUUUCUUCCGUAGUAUUAAGAGUUACAUUUUUCUAUCAUAACGAAAUAAACGCAACACAUGACAAGACAACCCUAGCGCGACAGCCGAGCGUGCGAGCGAGCGAGGUAUGCAAAGCGAGGUACAUACAUGAGUUUACCUUCUGUUAUAUUUUGUGGUACAUGGUAGGGUGAUGUCACCUCCGAGGGUAGCUCUCCUGGCGAUGUGCUUCCAUUUCUGACGGUUAGAGGCAUCGCGAGUACACUGGACCAUGGUGAACUCAGUGGCCUUUGUGAUGGCGUCUACGGGAGGAGUAACAUUGACAUAAUUAUUAUAGAUGACCCACGCUGAACUGUCCCACCAAACUCAAUGACAGGGGGGCGCUACCAUCGUUCAACUAUAUGGUUUCCAACAUGGCAAAAAUCUGAACCAGCGAUCCGGUAUUGACGGUGGCGCCCCACUGUCAAUGUCAUGCAUAGGACAGUUCAGUAUUUUGGAACUAUAGUCAUAAUUUCUGACGUAAUUUCAGAGGAUACAUUAUUAUUAACUGAAGUCUCACUAAACGUUUGACCUCUCAAAAAUACCCUCCCGUACCGUUCCUAUACCUCUAAUAGAUACCUAUAAUUAGAGCGAAUUUGUUACAAAAAAAAAACUAGGCUGUUGUGCUGUAUAAAGGUCCUCAAUGAGACAAGUUUGAUAUUUCUCAAUAAUGGAAUUUUUGUUUGCUAAAAACAACGUUAUGUUGUUAAUAUACACAAACAAUAGUUGGAAGUGUCACAGUGACUGUGAGUUCGGUGAUAGAUUUAAGCAAUAAAUUAUUGUAAGAAA